AUGGCUGACUCUAAGCGCCCACGCGUCUUCUUCGAUAUUGCGAUUGGCGGCACAAAGGCCGGUCGUGUUGCCUUUGAGCUUUACAGUGAUAUUGUUCCCAAGACUGCCGAAAACUUCCGGGCGCUAUGUACUGGCGAGAAGGGCCAAGGCGCAUCCGGCAAACCCCUACACUACAAGAACUCAAGCUUCCACCGGGUUAUCAAGGGUUUCAUGAUCCAGGGUGGUGACUUCACUCAGGGUAAUGGCACUGGUGGCGAGAGCAUCUAUGGCGAGAAGUUCGAGGACGAGAACUUUGAGAAGAUCCACGACAGGCCGUUCCUUCUGAGCAUGGCGAAUGCUGGGCCAGGAACGAACGGCUCGCAAUUCUUCGUCACCACAGUCCCUACACCACAUCUCGAUAAGAAGCACGUCGUAUUCGGUGAGGUUAUCAAUGGCAAGAGCAUCGUGCGCCAAAUCGAGAACCUUCAAACAGAGAGCGGCGACAAGCCGGUGCAAGAUGCCACCAUCAUUGACUGCGGUGAGCUCACGGGCGAGGAUUACGACAAGGCAACCGAGAAGGUCUCCGACGCAACUGGUGAUCCAUACGAAGACUUCCCAGAGGACCAAAAGUCCGCUGAUGAGGAGUGGAAAGGCACUGAAAUUCUUGAGAUUGCGACAAAGUUGAAGGACAUGGGCAACGAUGCCUUCAAGAAAGGCGACCUCGAGUUAGGUAUCAAGAAGUACCAAAAAGGCAUCCGCUACUUGCACGAAUACCCUGCACCACUAGACGAUGAUCCCAAGGAUCUCUGGCCUCAGCUCUGCGCCCUAAAGAUCUCGCUCUACUCCAACAGCGCCCUACUUCAGAAUAAGACACAGAAGUACGGCGAGGCGAUAGAGAGCGCGACAAAGGCACUGGAUAUUGAGGGAAUCACCGACAAGGACAAGGCCAAAGCCUACUUCAGGCGUGCCCAAGCAAAGGUUGCUAGGAAGAACGAGGAUGAGGCGCUGGCUGACCUGAAGGAAGCGGCAAAGUAUGCGCCAGGCGAUGCGGCGAUUGUGAAGGAGCAAGAUCUUAUCAAGAAGAAGGUUCAGGCGAGGAAGGAGAAGGAGAAGAAGGUGUACAAGAACGCUUUCAACUUUUGA
Messenger RNA from Bipolaris victoriae FI3, 1122 nucleotides. RefSeq lists its product as hypothetical. The transcript has 4 exons. The record is from RefSeq and is a predicted model, not a curated record. Lineage: Eukaryota; Fungi; Ascomycota; Dothideomycetes; Pleosporales; Pleosporaceae. Gene Ontology annotation, molecular function: protein binding; peptidyl-prolyl cis-trans isomerase activity. Gene Ontology annotation, cellular component: intracellular membrane-bounded organelle. Gene Ontology annotation, biological process: protein peptidyl-prolyl isomerization; protein folding. The coding region runs from base 1 to 1122 and encodes 373 amino acids.